AUGCGCAGCUCAACAGGCCCGCCUGGCUGUGGCAAGGGGACGCAGUCGCCUGUCAUCAAGGACGAAUACUGCCUUUGCCACUUGGCCACUGGUGACAUGCUGCGCGCCGCGGUGGCCGCCGGGACGCCCCUGGGGAUGGAGGCCAAGAAGGCGAUGGAGAGCGGCGCUUUGGUCAGCGAUGAAAUCGUCGUGGGCCUAAUCAACGAGGCCAUGGACAGGCCGGAGUGCUCCAGGGGCUUCAUCCUCGACGGCUUCCCGCGCACCCUGCCGCAGGCCGAGAAGCUCGACGAGAUGCUGGAGCAGCGUCACAAGAAGAUCGACGCGGUGCUGAACUUUGAUGUGCCUGACAGCCUCCUGGUGGAGCGCAUCACUGGCCGCCUGAUCCACCCGUCAAGCGGGCGCAGCUACCACGAGCGCUUCGCCCCCCCAAAGGUGCCGGGCAAGGACGACAUCACGGGCGAGCCCCUGGUGCGCCGCAAGGACGACAACGCGGAGACCCUCAAGGCCCGCCUGGCGGCCUUUCACUCGCAGACAGCGCCCUUGAUCGAGUUCUACAAGCAGCGGGUGGCCAUCAUUGAUGCCGCCAAGCCGCAGGAGGAGGUGGCCAAGCAAAUUCGCAACGCUAUGGCCUGA
Molecule: messenger RNA, 633 nt
Organism: Monoraphidium neglectum
Lineage: Eukaryota; Viridiplantae; Chlorophyta; Chlorophyceae; Sphaeropleales; Selenastraceae
Product: adenylate kinase
Exons: 10
Coding region: 1-633 (210 amino acids)
Biological process (GO): nucleobase-containing compound metabolic process
Cellular component (GO): mitochondrion; cytoplasm
Molecular function (GO): AMP kinase activity; ATP binding
Source: RefSeq, a predicted model, not a curated record